This is a messenger RNA of Vanessa tameamea, 3693 nucleotides long. Its product is annotated as mucin-2-like. The record is from RefSeq and is a predicted model, not a curated record. The transcript has 2 exons. Lineage: Eukaryota; Metazoa; Arthropoda; Insecta; Lepidoptera; Nymphalidae. The coding region runs from base 117 to 3467 and encodes 1116 amino acids.
CACGCAUGCGCAGAGACAUCGUCAGUUCGCGCUAGCCGGUGCUCUUGCGCCGCACGCGUCAUAAAAUACAAAUACCAGUGGCGGUUUGAGUCGAUCGUGCUGUGAAGUGAUCGAAGAUGCGAUCCGCAUUGCUUUGCGUUUUCUUUACACUAAUUAUACAAAGAGGAAGAAUUCGCGCAGAAAACGAUGACUUCAGACCUACACCAAUCCCGUUGAACGAAUGGCACCACGAAAGAAGAGAAGGUCGCGCGGGCAUGUUGCACGAAACUUUUAAAACAAACUCACCGCCUUCUAUAGCUGCAGUAGCUGCGCACUACUGGGAAGACGCUUUGAGACACAGCGUAUAUCUUACUCUCGUUAGAGAUAAAAUUGACCAGCUUAUUGCCAAGGGUGACGUCAAAUCUCCAAAUAGUAAACCAGACAGUUACGAUUCUAAAGAGAUCGAUGAUCACGAUUUGUGGGAUAAAAUUAAAACUGCACCUUUCGAUAGAAUACCAGAAGAGGAGCCAGCUUAUUUCAGUGACGUCACAAUAAUGGCAAAGGGACGCCUUUUAGAAGACAAAGGCGGCUUUCGAUUCGCUGAAGACGAAAGGACGAAAGAAAAAUGCAGUGGUGACAAAUGCAUGGAUGGUGUAAAAGCAUUUUGGUCUGUCAAACGCGUUCGACAGAGAGACCAAGAAACAUCACCUGGAAAAUAUCAUUACGAGUUGACAUUCUCUGUUAUCUCUCAACUACCUAAAAAGCAAAAGAAGCCAUAUGAAAAUCCGAUCCGAACAUUUACAGUAAAGGAAAGCUCUCCAAAAGGAAUAAUAGAAAGACCACAAGAACAUCGUAGAUUUGAUCCAGUAUCUUUUCAUACGUCACGGCCAGAAAGAGCUGUAUGGGUCCACAAAAAUAUAGCACCAUCAAAAUCUUUUACCGGAAGAAAACAAUACUUUUCAGGGUUAGAUAGAAUAUUUUCUUCGUUUUUCUCAGACGACGACAAUAGUUCAUAUGAAUCAACACAAUAUAAGUAUAAACCCAACUCAUAUUCAGGUCAAACAGGAUCACAAUAUUCAAAAAUGGGACACGUCGGGGUAGCUGUGGAUAAACAUCACAUGCCUUAUCCGUAUAGACCACAUCCGGUUCAACAUGUACACCCGCCUUUACAAACACCACCGACCAAUCAAAUGCAACAAUAUUUGGAUGUUGGAUCAUAUACAACGGCUAACAGUAAUCCAUACGCACACUAUUCAUAUGACCAUCGCGUAGAAUCAAGCCAACCUGUAAAAACAACUCGGCCAGCUGUCUUGCCCACACCUCUACCACCAGUUUUGCCAUCUAAAGAUCAAGCUCCAGAUACGACGAAUACGAUGUCUUUAGAAAGCACGGCAUUUACUCCUAACACAAUGAAGAUACAUAAACCUUACAACAAAUAUAAAUCAACACCAGUUAAAGUCAAUUACUUAUCCGAGCAUGUAAGACCUCCAAUUUAUAAUGCUCCACCCGGUGUUUUCGUUACAAUGGACAAAAAACCAUUUAAACCGAUGCCACCUUUGAAACUCGUUCACUCGUCUAAGACACACAGACCAAAUAAACCAAUUGAUUUCAGGCCAAGUCCACAAAUUUUGGAUCAGAAUUCUGACCAAGGUUCAUUUUCUGAUACAGCAUUUAGACCAAUAACAAUGAAUUAUGGCGACAAUAGCUCAUCAGAAAGCAGCGAAUUUAGUUAUUCUAGUAAAAAAAGCGAAAACAAAAAUCGAAAGAAACCUUCGAAGAAACAUGAAAGUGUAAGACCACAUCGUAUCACCACAGCGACGCCAGAUAUAAUAACCGUUCAGUCUACAUCGGAGGAAGAUAUAGAAACAAUGGAUUGGACUAACGUUUUAGGAGCUUUUACUAAAACCACACCAAUGGUUUCUCAAACUGAAAAAAUGCUGCUACCUGAAACAACUACACAUAUGAUAACAACGGUACCAGUAACAACCCCUAAAAAGAUUGUAAUGACAACAGAAGCCGCGAAAGAAACAAAAUUAUCCAUAUCAACAACAGUUAAACCCAAAAAGCGUACGCGACCUCCACCAAAAUUUGUAAAACAAGAAAAAAUUAAAAAACACAAGCGAAUCACUACUACAACAACUACUACGACUACUAACGCACCAGAAACUAAUGUUACUAAAAAAAGACUAUUAUACGACCUAACACCACAAGCAAGUUCAGCAGCGACAGGUUCCAUGAAACCAUUUAAAGUCCAUGAAUCAAAUAGCAAAACGACCGUACCCUCGACUUCAAGUACGAGUACAACUACAAGUACAACUACUACUACAACUAAACCAACUACGACAAAAGUAACAACAACAACUCAGACACCUAGCACAACAGUGAAAAAAUCUGUUAGUUCAACGACACAGCCAAAAAAUAAAAAUCGAUUCCGACAAUCAACGUUAAUGUAUAAAGGAACUUCAGUCAAACAUGACAGGUGGAACUCCGCAGCCAUGCAAAAAAAUCAAACGACGACUACAUCAAUACCUUCAUCACUUUUACAUAGAAGAAAAGGUUCUAAUUUUCAUGGUUAUAUUUCAUCAACUACUCCUAGACAAGUUGAUGAAGAAAAAGAAAAAAAUAAUCAUGCAGAUCGGAAAUCGGGUUUUUUCGAUUUAAAGGCAAGUACUACUAAAACACCCGACGCCACACAAGCCAGUUCUAAUUAUGAAGAAACUGCGGAUCAAUAUGAAAGUAAUAGUGUUUUACCAAUAGAAAGGUCACAUGAGACAAAUGAAGAUAAUAAAAAUUAUAACAAUGAAUCCAAAGAUCGUACAGAGUACAUAUUUCAAUCUACAACUACACCAUUUUACGAAGUAGAGCAAACAUCAUCACUUGAAAAAUUAGUGGAAGUUGAUUCGACAUCGUAUACACAGUCUAAAAAUAAAACAAAGUGCAAAAAGAAAAAAAAUAGUCACUCAACUACAGAAGAAAAUAUGGAUAUAGAUUUUGAUAACCCUACAACAAUAGUAGUCCCUACUACAACUACACCUAAAACAUCAUCAGAAAUACCUACAACAAGUGAUAUUCUUCAAGAACUCUUUAACAUUGAUUUUAAGGGUAAUAAUGAUGAAACUGUAAAUGAUACUGAUGAACCAAAGUCUGAUUUAGACGAAGACGAAAGCUUAAAUCCCGAAAGUUAUUCAAAAAUCGAUACAGAUUUUGACUUUUUAGGAGUGUUGAAUGGUAAAAAAGAACAUAGGUCGUACGAGCAAAACGAUUAUCACUAUGAAAGUGAUGAUGAAACAGAUGAUAAUGAUGAAGACAACAGCUAUGAAGAUGAAUAUGAAGAGAGCAAAAUACCUUCCAUUGAAGACGAUGAUGAUGAUACUGAAUUUGAGUCAGAUGAAGAUGAUGAAGACAAAAAUGAAACUAAAAAAUCAUUUAAGGACAACCAAGAGAAAAAACACUCUUACAGCUUUUUAGAGUUAAUGGCCAUGUCAUAGACUGAAUUUUCUAAAUUAUAAUUUCACUUGCAGCUUUAAAUAAGUCACGAGAAUAUUAGUAUAUGACAAAUGAAAAGGCAUUUAAGAUAUAUUUAUAAUUAUAUUGUCUGUCAGUAAGUCUUUAAUCAAAUUCUGUAGCAGAUUUUUCAAUGUAAAUAUUUAAUAAUCUAUAUAAGUCUAGAGUAAUAAAGUAUUUUUAUAUACAAGUUAAUAAAUGUUAAUAAUA